Notothenia coriiceps (black rockcod) is the source of this 3615-nucleotide messenger RNA. Its product is annotated as vegetative cell wall protein gp1. The coding region runs from base 248 to 2197 and encodes 649 amino acids. The transcript has 4 exons. Lineage: Eukaryota; Metazoa; Chordata; Actinopteri; Perciformes; Nototheniidae. The record is from RefSeq and is a predicted model, not a curated record.
UACUUCCAAGAACAUUCCAGCUGUCAGAGGGGACUGAGGUGCACCGACAUGGACUAAACACAGCUCGUUUCUUUUUAUACACACAGCUGUACGGGUUUACAUCUGUUCUCUUUACAUCGUUGGUGAGUUAUCAAGAAAUCCCUCUGUUUGAAAUUCUACCUCAGCCUGAGUCUCUGUGAAAGUUACCGGUCACAAGGGGACUGUGAGACCCAGGUACCGCCCUCGUCCUCGUCCUCUUCCUCAUGCCAUGCCGAAGAGUGACACUUGGCCAGGCGGCGUUGCCAUGGAACCCUCGAGUAAUUUAGACAGUGCUGGGAGCCGCGACAGUGUAAUCAGCAUGAACUCUGGCUAUAGUGAAGACAGUAUGGAGCACUUAACAGCAGAAGAAAGAGCGUGUAUCAUGUAUCUGGAGGAGACAAUUGAAGCGUUGGAGGUGCAGGAGGACAGCGGCUUUUCAAACGAUGAACCAGAAGCUGGAUUACAGGCAGAUAAAACAAGUCACAUGAGAGUAAAUGACAUUUCCAGUUUCAACACUGAUGAGUCUGGAGGAGCUUUAACCAACGGAGACAAAGCGGGGCAUCACAUUUUACAAACUCCAGAACCAGCGUCCUCUCCUGCAUUCGACAGGAAAGAUCUGAACACAUCCAUGAACCUCAUCACUCAACUCAACCCUCCAGACACAGAAUCAGUCACCGAUGGCAACAUUCACAGUGAGUUGUGCAUAUCCACGGAUGAGGAUGGUACACUAAAGAUUGUCCCAAGUGACAGUCUUUCCCGCGGUCCGUCCACUGGGGCCCCUGAGACAGAUGUGGGUGUGAUCCCUCCUCCCUCAGCCUUCAUGGAUGAGCCCUUUAAGCCUCCACAGCCACAGAAAGUGAACUACCUUCCUCCACCUGCAGGAAUACACAACCACCAGCCAGGAGGAACUGUUGACUUGGAGGCGCUACGUCGAAGAUCCACUGAGAAGAGGUCUUCACAGAGGUCGCCUGUGAACAAGGAGCCUCCAAACAGUCCUCCAGAGCUGAGUCUACCAGCCGUCAGCUCGGGUCCCCCGUUAAGUCUUCCCCCGUUAAGUCUUCCCCCGUCAAGUCUUCCCCCGUUAAGUCUUCCCCCGUCAAGUCUUCCCCCGUCAAGUCUUCCCCCGUUAAGUCUUCCCCCGUUAAGUCUUCCCCCGUUAAGUCUUCCCCCGUCAAGUCUUCCCCCGUCAAGUCUUCCCCCGUCAAGUCUUCCCCCGUUAAGUCUUCCCUCGUUAAGUCUUCCCCCGUUAAGUCCUCCCCCGUUAAGUCCUCCCGCUGAGGCCGCUGAGCCCAGAAGUCCCCCUGCUGUGGCCCCUAGGCCCAAGAAGCUUCCUUCCAACAUUAUUCUCAAAUCACACAAAACUGGCUAUGACGGCAGCUCUGGAGCUUCGGUGUCCACUAGCAGUGACUGGCAUUUGUCCGACCCCCAGAGGGUCCGCAUUGAAGCCCUACGGAAGCUCGGCCUGCUGCCUGCUGAGGCAGAUUCAGGCCCUGCCCAGAGUCCUUCACUUUCUCCCAGAACCAGAAAGUCAUGGGCAGCUCCUCCUUCUCCAAGCAGCUCAGCAGCUCCAAAUACACCACCCUUGACUCCAUCUUACAUCCGAGUCCACAGCCCACCUCCUGCCUCCGCUCCUCUCCAGUCUCCUGCAGCUGAGCCGACAGCAGCUCCUUCUACAGCUGCUGAGGUCCUCCUAGUGCCUGCUGCUUUCAGUGAUUCACUCGAGCCUCCUCCGUCGGAUAAUAUACUCUCUGCUGUCAACACGCCCCCUCGUACCCCUCCUGCCCUGGUAAAGCAUCUAACCCCACCAAAAGCCUUCAAAUCCGCCUCCCUGGAGCGUUCUUUACCUGGCCUAAGCAGCUAUAUGGCGAGCCAAGAAUCCAACAAGGCGGGAGGGGAUCAGAGCCCCAGUCAGCUACGUAACAAUCGUCCUCGUCCCGCCUCUCUGGGGAGUGGGAAAGAGUUCAUUGCUGCUCAGAGAAAUGGUUUGCAUCCAGGCCGUGUCAUCAGCAAAGAGCCGGACUUACGGAAGUCCCUGCAGGCCCACAAUGCCUUUCAGCACACCGGAAGCUCUCAGAAGCUUCCUCGAUCGCAAGGCAUCAGCGUGCUGAUCUGCCCGAGGUCAGAAAACGAAGAAGACCGCCGUGACGCUCUGAAGAAGCUGGGGCUGAUCAGGGACUGAGGAAUCAAUUUUCACACUUACUUACUAACUGCCAUGGUAUCCCUCAGAUCAUAUAUUUAAAGGAACACACCAGAGAUUCAUACAUGAUUGAUAAAGGCAUUGAAAAGACUUUCGGGAAGCAUCUUAACCACAUAUUUAUGCUCUUUCCUUUUUACUUCAUCAUGCACGAGACUGACUCGCAUGUCUUGCAUUCAUUGGCCGCGCUUGCAUCUACUAUUAUUGGACAGCCUUAUGUACAGUGUUUUAUUUCUCAUAAAACUGCCAAUCAAGACGUUUUUUAAUACACACUGACUUACUUUAGCUGUGGUUUUGUAAAUUAAAAAUACUGUUAAUUUUAAAAAGGGAUUGAGUUAUCUGAAAUUGUAAUAUGUUUUUGUAGUCUACAUGUAUAAACAUUUGUGUAUGUCUGUCACAUGUUGUUCUUUACAGUGACACCACUGUUAGAGGUUAGUUCCUCUCUUUGUUCUCCUUUUUAGAUACUCUCAAAUGUCACCUUUCUUCACUUUCACUUCCUAAAAUUCUUCAGAUUGUUGCUUUGUUGGCUACAGGAACUAGCUAAUAUUUAGGUGUUUGUGUGUUUAACAUGAGCUGCAUUGACCCUGUAUGGCUCAGUGCAGCGUGUCAAAGCAAAGGAUUUUACAUUAUAAUUGAAGGGUGUUGACUAAAUGAAUAAAAAAAAGUAGAAAGCAUGUAUAGCUAGAACAUACCUUGGCGUAACUCAAAGCACGCAAUAGGCCGGCGGCCACUAGGUGAUAAGAAUUUGAAACACGCCGCUUUUGUGGUUGCUUAGUGACACACAUGGAAAAACGUAUGAGCUUUUUACACAGCGGAUUUAUGUGGUGUCAAUUGUUGACCCCAAAACUUUUAUUAGGUGCGCAUGUUAUAUAUUUUUUGAACAUACACUGUCCUUUCAUUGCCUUCAAGUCACAAAUGUACUUUAUUUACAUUUCUAACAUAUCAUUUUCCUCUGGUGGCAUGUAAAGAAUUGGCCCUCAUAAGUCAUGUGAAAUCUCAAAACAGACAGAUGUUUUCUGGCUCAGCUUUAACACCUUUUAUCUGAUGUGAUAGAGAGAGAACUGGUACAACCUGUUCCCGCCUCCAAGUUUAGACUUAUGCAACACCUUUGCUGCUCUUGGUGGCACAUUUACAAGCACGCAGUACCUCUGGAAAUCAUUUUAUCACUGCUGCAGGUCUUUCAGAGAUAAAUAGAUUUGCUCUAUUCUCUAACACGGUGUUAAGGUCACCUACUGCUGUGAAAAUUAAGCUCAAUUUAAAAGUCAACUCUUAAUAGGUAUUUACAUCAUGAGACAACUGCACUAUGGAGUGUGUAGAGAAACCGGCAAAAGUGUUUGAAUCAACACAUUUUGUCCAUUAUAGGACCAUAAUAUUGACCUUUCGGACAGUGUUGAAGGCCUGCC